Pecten maximus is the source of this 2360-nucleotide messenger RNA. RefSeq lists its product as uncharacterized. The coding region runs from base 1 to 1275 and encodes 424 amino acids. Gene Ontology annotation, biological process: cell adhesion. Lineage: Eukaryota; Metazoa; Mollusca; Bivalvia; Pectinida; Pectinidae. The transcript is spliced from 3 exons. The record is from RefSeq and is a predicted model, not a curated record. Gene Ontology annotation, molecular function: carbohydrate binding.
AUGAGGGGUUUCCUUUUCAUUUACAGUUUCGUCUGUUUAUCAGGAUGUGUCACAUCCUCAGACAACAAGCGUUUUCUGGUUGAUAACCAGCAGACUAGUCCCAUUCCUGCUGCAGUAUACAGUGAUAUACAGCAACAGCUGGAUAGUCUUCGAGCCCAUGAUACUAGCCAGGAACGGGAUAUGGGGAAGCUUGGUGGACAAAUUGCUGAUUUGAAUACGCACCUGUCAAGGUCAGAUGCAUUAAUUAAUGAUCUCGUUAGAAAUCGAACUUCUUGUUCUUGCUCGCAUGACAUAAAUACCGGUAAUCCUGGACUAUCUUCGCCGGAACUCAAAAAUAUAUCUCAGCAAAUUCAGAUCAUAGCAAAUGAUGUACACCAACAUGAUUUGGUAACCAGUAACCUCUCAUCAAUAACUGGAAGCAUUUCAAGACAAGUAUCAGGGACAUAUCAACUAUUAGAAGAACUCAUAUCACUACCCGCUGCUCAUGAACUCAAACUUGAGCUGCAGAAUUCUGAUUUGCAUACUAUUUUCGACAACAUAGCAUCUGCACAUACUCAAUCACACGCGUGUAAGUGUAAUGUGUCAGGCCUGUCUUCACAAAUUAAAACUUUGGACCAGAAAUACCAAUCCGCAUUGCUUGACCUAAAUAAUAUGAAAGCAGGCAUUAGUACGAAUGAUAAUAAAUUAUCCCAACAGGAUAUGACGAUUCAGACCCUUCAACAAAAGCUGUAUGAACAGGAUCAGACAUUAAACGCAAAAGGCACCAUUUUGAAUGAUAUGACCUCACAAAUUCACAAAUUAACUCUGGAUCUUAAUAGACAGCAACUUGUUAUUCAAAACCUUACGUCUGAGAAAGCCGCCAUGUCCACUGCUACCUCGUCGUUAGAUGACAGGAUCCAGACUCAGGCGGCCACCAUUCAGGAUAUGUCUACCACACUGAGACAGCAGCAGAAUUUCAUCACAAGUCUUCUCGGCUGGCUGAAAGACACAGUACAACUUCCUUGCACGACUGGCUCGAUACACAACCUUUGUCCAGCAGGAUCACGUGACAUCUUCUUUCACAACCAGUUCCACGAAACACCAUCUGUAUCCUCUGCCGCAUCCCUGUUCCACAUCCCGACAAGGGCCGUAAUGAAUCACAUGACACCUACUAUAGCCAACGUGACACCCCGGGGAUUCCGAAUUACCGUAGUUUGUGAAUCAGAUAGCAAUUAUGCAAUAGAGGCAACGUGGAAAGCGUGUGUCAUUCCCCUGGUAGAGGUCAAUUCAAACUAGAACUGUUGACUUACCUAUGUAACUAUCUCAUUUGAUAUGGCUUUAUUUGGCUGUCUCUUUGUCACAAGUUCUCAUCUGACCUUGACUGUUGGUAUCUUAUUGACAAACGUUCUCAUCUGACCUUGACUGUUGGUAUCUUAUUGACAAACGUCCUCAUCUGACCUUGACUGUUGGUAUCUUAUUGACAAAUGUUCUCAUCUGACCUUGACUGUUGGUAUCUUAUUGACAAACUUCCUCAUCUGACCGUGACUGUUGGUAUCUUAUCGACACACGUCCUCAUCCGACCUUGACUGGUGGGGCAACGCCUUCACACACGUCCUCGUCUUAUAAUGACUGUUGGUAUAUCCUUGACACACGUCAUCUUAUCUUGGCUGUUGGUAUCUCAUUGACACUCGUCCUCAUCUGACACUGGCCGUCGGUAUCUCCUAGACACACGUCCUCAUCUGAACUUGGCUGUUGGUAUCUUAUUGGUAACGUCUUCAUCUGACCUUGACUAUUGGUAUCUCCUUGACACACGACCUCAUCUGACCUUGACUGUUGGUGUCGUCUUGAGACAUGUCCUCAUAUGAUUUUGACUCUUGGUAUAUCCAUGACACCCGUCCUCUUCUGAUCUUAACUGUUGGUAUCUCCUUAACAAAAGUCCUCAUCUAACACGGACCGUCGUAUGUCCUUGACAUUCGUCCUCAUCUGAUCUUAACUGUUGGUAUCUCCUUGACACUCGUCCUCAUCUGACACUGGCUGUAGUUAUGUCCUUGACACAUAUCCUCAUUUAACCACGAUUAUUGGUUUCUCCUUGACACAUGUCCUUGUCUGGCCAUGAUUGUUGGUUUCUCCUUGACAUACGUCCUUAUCUUACCCGGACUGUUGCAGGAAGGUAAAAAGAAGAUUUAUUUUGGUACUUGAAUCUAGUUUACAUAUUUGCUAAUUGGUGUGUCACCAAUGUUCCUGCCAAUCUCAGAAAAAAUAUGGAAAUGUCAAUCAAAAGAAAACAACGAAACUAUACACAGGGUGAAUGGUCUGGCGCAUAUUUGGGUGUUUCAACCUAACGGUGACAAUUUCAAAUAAAGAAAAACUGAGUUUUUGAA